UUCUCAGGGUUCAAAUACCUCGGGCAGGUAUUUGGAGCCUUCUCUCGGUCCUCCUGUCUGGGAGGUGACCAGUACCUGGGCAGAUAAGUUGGGUGCGGUUCGGUUGAGAUCUGGACCGGUAGAGUAAGGUGAGGCAGGCGCGCAGGAACUAGAAGCUUUUUAAAUGUUUUAAACCCCAAGAAAAUCACAGCAUCGCUGGACGGGAGGAAAAUGAAAGACUUUGGAAGUGGCCAGGAAUUUGACUCUGCGAGUUGGUUUCCAAGAGCCUAGUUAGGCAUCUCCAAGUGGAUAUUAAAAGGGAACAGCCAGACUCCAGCGGCGGGGGCUGGAGGGGGCGGGGAGAGGAGGCAGUGCCGGAAGCUGCACGCUGGACGGCUGAGGCUACCGCACUGAGGGCCAGGCAGCCGGUCCCGCGCUCAGGGAGAGGACCCAGGGACGUCCCGGGAUCCCAUCGAGGUCCCCCCCCCCGUUUUUUUUAAAUUUCUCUCCUUGUGCUCCCCACUCCCCCUCUGUGAGUCUAAGACAAUGCUACUUCAGUUCGGAACAGAGACAUAUGACCAACACAUGGAAAUGUGGUAAUUUGGAUCUGUUCGUGAUUGCAACAGAUUGAAGAAAUUAGACCAGACAAAGAGUGUUUUUAGAGGAAGAGGAGGAGGAGGAGGAGGCAGAGAGAGGGAGGGCGACGGGGUGAGAAAGGGGAGGAGGACCCCUCUGCGCAGGGGACACCGGCAUCCCAGCUGCCUGCUGUAAAUACAUCCGUAGGAAUGGAGAGAGAUCGCAUCACAGCCUUAAAGAGAUCGUUCGAAGUCGAGGAGAUUGAGCCACCCAACUCCACGCCACCCCGGAGGGUCCAGACCCCUCUGCUCCGAGCCACGGUGGCCAGCUCCAGCCAGAAAUUCCAGGACCUGGGGGUGAAGAACUCAGAGCCUGCUGCUCGCCUUGUAGACUCCCUGAGCCAGCGCUCGCCCAAGCCUUCCCUGCGGAGGGUGGAGCUGGCAGGGGCCAAGGCGCCUGAGCCCAUGUCUCGUCGCACAGAGCUCUCGAUCGACAUCUCCUCCAAGCAGGUGGAGAGCACCCCCUCCACUGCCGGGCCCUCACGGUUCGGGCUUAAGAGGGCCGAAGUCCUGGGCCACAAGACACCAGAGCCUGUCCCUCGGAGGACGGAGAUUACCCUAGUCAAGCCUCAGGAGCCAGUGCUUCGCAGGGUAGAGACCCCUGCCUCCAAGAUCCCCGAGGGCUCUGCCGUGCCUGUUACUGAUGCAGCCCCCAAAAGGGUAGAGAUCCAGGUGCCCAAGCCAGCUGAGGCACCCAACUGCCCGCUCCCGCCCCAGACCCCGGAGAACUCCGAGGCCCCGAUGUCUCAGCUGCAGAGCAGGCUGGAGCCCAGGCCCCCUGUGGCUGAGGUCCCAUAUCGGAAUCAAGAAGACUCCGAGGUGACUCCCAGCUGUGUUGGCGACAUGGCUGACAACACCAGAGAUGCCAUGCUCAAGCAGACGCCCGCAUCACGGAACGAGAAGGCCCCCAUGGAGUUUGGCUAUGUGGGGAUCGACUCCAUCCUGGAGCAAAUGCGCAGGAAGGCUAUGAAACAGGGCUUUGAGUUCAACAUCAUGGUGGUUGGGCAGAGUGGCCUUGGGAAGUCCACCUUAAUCAACACACUCUUCAAGUCCAAAAUCAGCCGGAAGUCAGUGCAGCCCACUUCGGAGGAACGCAUCCCCAAGACGAUUGAGAUCAAGUCGAUCACCCACGAUAUUGAAGAGAAAGGGGUCCGAAUGAAGCUGACAGUGAUUGAUACUCCAGGCUUUGGGGAUCACAUCAACAAUGAGAACUGCUGGCAGCCCAUUAUGAAGUUUAUCAAUGACCAGUACGAGAAGUACCUGCAGGAGGAGGUCAACAUCAACCGCAAGAAGCGUAUUCCUGACACCCGCGUCCACUGCUGCCUCUACUUCAUCCCAGCCACCGGCCACUCGCUCAGGCCCCUGGACAUUGAAUUCAUGAAGCGCCUAAGCAAGGUGGUGAACAUUGUCCCUGUCAUUGCCAAGGCCGACACGCUGACCCUGGACGAGAGAGUCUACUUCAAACAACGGAUCACUGCAGACCUGCUGUCCAACGGCAUUGACGUGUACCCCCAGAAGGAGUUUGAUGAGGAUGCAGAGGACCGGCUGGUGAACGAGAAGUUCCGGGAGAUGAUUCCGUUUGCUGUGGUGGGCAGCGACCACGAGUAUCAAGUCAAUGGCAAGAGGAUUCUGGGAAGGAAGACCAAGUGGGGCACCAUUGAAGUUGAGAAUACCACUCACUGUGAAUUUGCCUACCUGCGGGAUCUCCUUAUCAGGACGCACAUGCAGAACAUCAAAGACAUCACCAGCAACAUCCAUUUCGAAGCCUACCGUGUGAAACGCCUCAACGAGGGCAACAGCAGCGCCAUGGCCAACGGGAUCGAGAAGGAGCCGGAAGCCCAGGAGAUGUAGAUGUGUCCCGCCCCUGGACCCCACCCCCAGAUCUUUUCAUCAUCCCUGGCCCACCCACCUACCCUGUCUUAUUUUAUAUAAUUAUCUCCAUUUGUCACCUGCCUCCAUCCAUCUCUUUCCACACUUUGCCAGGUAACAAGAGACGGUUUACCUCCCAAGUGUGCUCUUAUUGGCUGUAGCAGCAGGGUGGGCGGGGCUACAGCCUGGACUUGCCUCUGUGCUCUACUUCCGCCCCCAGUUGUGAAGGCUAGACCCCCCCCCCCCGCUCAGCCCCUGAGGGAUUAGAAGAGCUAUGUGUCCGUGCCCGCUCUGAGUUCUUAGCUGAAGUCUGUGAGGGCCAGUUCCUAGGGGCUGGAACUGCAGAGGAGCCCCUUAAGCCACAGACCCCAUGGCCAUAGCCUCAAGCAGGUUAUAGAGGCUGCACCAGAGGAGGAUGGAGCUGGCCAGGUAUUCCUGGAGCCCCACCUGCCCCUCCAGAAGGCAUUGCUCACAGCACCCUCAGCUGCCUGCCCUCAAGGGAACUAGAAACGUCACAGCCAAAGUUGCCAAUCACUUAGACAAAGUGACAACCGUGCCCCUCGAGCUUGUCCCAGAGCAGAAAGUGCCUUGAUCACAAGAGCCAGUCACCUCUUCCCAGAUGUCCCUUUGGAUGAAAAGCAGGGACGUGCUGGAGAGGAGAAGGUGUCUUUUCUCCCUCGCCCUUCAAUUCUCUCUCCCCUGUGCUGUAGAUAUCGCUUCUACACUGGGCUUUAAUUAUGAAAGACAGAGCAUGAAAGAUACUCCCCUGCCCCGCCCCCAAUCUUAGGAAGGUCAAAGCAAGAAGACGUGUUGAAGCCAUGAGGGAGGAAGUCUCCUGAGGGAGGAAGCCGUGGAAGGAAGGCAUAGGAUGUGUGGGAUCUGCCCUGCCCAGGUGCCACGGGAAGGCCUAUCUCUCCGGUCCUCUUUGGCCCAGGAUGCUCUGGUUACAUUGGCGCUUCUUUGCCUCACCCUGCCCCGCCCCACACACCUCAGGCUCGUCCCUUAAUGACUCAAGUGACUGUACUAGGUGGGAGCCAGAAACCUGACCAUUUUGUUGUCCACAUGAGCCUAGAGUCCUGUGCCUCGAAACCCAUCAAAAAUACCCCCAAAGAGGGAGAGAUGAGGGCGUCAGAGAUGGAUAGCCAGACUCCAGGGCGGGGUUUCAUAACAGAGUCUGGCUCACUCAUCUUCUCUCAGAGGGAACCAUUAGGGACCAUCCAUGCGCAGCUGACCAAAGCCAUGUCCUUCCUGCCUGCCUCCCAUUCUUGUUUGCCCCUGGGGAGAAGGAGUUUGGGGAGGUUGGUUAGGCUGGACCCGCUUGGGGAAGGUGCCUCUACAGACCUCAGGCUAGCUUUCUGCAGCCUAGAAGCAGUGGGAGGGGUGGGGUGCAGACAGGUGAGAGGUGAACAUUUGUUUCCUGCUUUGGGUGUCUACUCCCCCACCCAAGCAUGGAAGGCCCCCUCAUCACGCCCUACGGCCGAACAGUUUGCUUACCAGCUUGCCAAGUUCUUUUGCCAAAAUCAGGACUUUGAAGGAAAUCUCCAGCACGCUGGACCCAGGGUACUCCGGGCCUUCUCCAGCCCCAGUGUCCCUGGGGAUUUAGCAGCAACCGGUGUCAUCAGAAUGACUUUGUGCCUCUGUAACCAGGUAUUGAAACUGUUCGUCUCACCAGGCCGUUCCACGUCGCCCUUUGCUGGGGGCUUCCUGGUGGGGGGCGGGAAAAGUCUCUCUCUCUUUUUUUUUUUUUUUUUUUUGUUGUUUUUGUAUAAAUAACAAAGUGUUGAAAUGUAUUUCCUGAAAUAAAUGUUUCAAAUACAAA
This is a messenger RNA of Arvicanthis niloticus (Nile rat), 4302 nucleotides long. It is a transcript of the gene Septin9, whose product is annotated as septin 9. The record is from RefSeq and is a predicted model, not a curated record. Gene Ontology annotation, molecular function: GTP binding. NCBI's taxonomy places the organism in Eukaryota, Metazoa, Chordata, Mammalia, Rodentia, Muridae.